Molecule: messenger RNA, 1190 nt
Organism: Umbelopsis ramanniana AG
Lineage: Eukaryota; Fungi; Mucoromycota; Umbelopsidomycetes; Umbelopsidales; Umbelopsidaceae
Exons: 1
Coding region: 1-963 (320 amino acids)
Cellular component (GO): cytosol
Molecular function (GO): aldose reductase (NADPH) activity
Source: RefSeq, a predicted model, not a curated record
AUGGCCACAUCCACCAUCCCAGUUACAAAGCUUAACUCUGGUUAUGAAUUGCCAGUCAUCGGCUAUGGUACUUACGGAGGACCUAAUGCUCCUCAAGAAGUUUAUGAAGGAUCCAAAGUUGCUCUUGAACUUGGUUAUCGCCACUUUGAUACCGCAUACAACUACAAUACAGAAGCUUCGCUGGCCAAAGCAAUCAAAGAAAGUGGUGUUCCUCGUGAAAAGCUCUUUUUGACCACAAAACUUUGGAAUACAUUUCAUGAACCUGACAGAGUCAAACCAGCCUGUUUGAAGUCUCUGGAGAAGCUAGAUACUGAAUACCUUGACAUGUAUCUCAUGCACUGGCCUGUAUCCUGGCCAUUUAAUGGUUAUGAGUGUGAAUAUGACACCUUGAGACCUUGGAAGGAUGGCAAGAUUGAAAACCUUGGAAUCUCUUUCAUCGAUACCUACAAGGCUAUGGAACAACUUGUUAAAGACGGUCUGGUUCGCUCCAUUGGUGUAUCCAACUUCACUGUUCCAAAACUCAAGGCAUUGCUGGAACAAUGCGAGAUUCCACCGGCUGUAAACCAAAUUGAACUCCAUCCAUUUUUGCCUCAAGAAGAACUGCUAUCCUUCUGCAAAGAACAUAACAUCCACGUCACUGCGUUCUCACCACUUUCCAAUCCUGGUAUUGUUAAGGGAAAGAACCGCAAAACGUCCUUGUUGGAAGAACCUCGUCUAAUCGAAAUUGCAAAGAAGUAUGGCAAGUCUCCCGGUCAAACCGCAUUGAACUGGGGUGUGCAGCGUGGAUAUUCUAUUGUCCCCAAAUCGGUGACUCCUGCUCGCAUCAAGGCAAAUAUGGAAACAUUCUCUAUGGCACAGGAAGAUAUCGACUACAUCACUCAAAUUGGUCGUGAUAACCCUAUUCGCGUUUGCAAUUCCAUCUUCCUCUGGGGUCCUGAACAUUCCGUCUUUGAAGACGAGUAAAUUCGUAAUGGCCCACACACGAAAUUUAUGCCAUUCUUCCCUUCCUUGUAUAAUCUACUUGUUUCCGACAUACCCUGCUCCAUUACAAUGGCAAAAUUUCCGCUCUCCAUUGCUUUUCAUCACUCCAUAUCCAUUAUAUGUCGCAUAGCCUUACAAUACUUUUCCCAAGUGAUAGAUUAGACGUAACCUUUUUUUCUUCUUCUUUUUUUCUGUAUGCAGAAGACACC